UUCCUUUUGAAGGAUCCGCUUACUUUGCGGCUUGUCGUGAAGAAGCUGCUACGCACUACGAAUGGAAACCCUGCGACUUUGGCCGUGCCCGACAAAACAAAAUGAUUCGCUCGUGAACCCACACCCUCCUACAGAUCCAAUAUCCGAAUGAAGGUUGUUUCAAAUGGUAGCGCACACGAGGACUGAUGUUGAACGAUCGAUGGAAUGCAAGACGCCCGAAGUGAGGCGAAGAGUGUCAUGUGCAAUUGGAAGAGGGACAUUUCCGUUUGAUAUGGCUUAAACGAACGUCGCAGUGUACGGUUGAUUAGAACGGGGCAAUGUAAGUUGCUGGUCGAUCGCCUAUGCUUCCAGUGAUCGCAUUUCCCGCUGGAAGGAAGCAGGGUCUUAUAUAGUGCCGAAGGAAAGUGCUGUGUGUUUUGUGAUCCAAAAUGUCACUGUCAUCGAGCUCUUCCGUCUCUCGCCUGCAAGCGUCUCAGAGUAGUGCUUACUCGCUUGAUUCUGAAAACAAUCGGAGAAGUCUCGGGUGUUCUGUGAGCGUACGGGACGAUGUCGACUUUGACGAUGACGAUAGGUGGGGAAAGAAGAGAAAGAAAAAGAAACGAGGGAUGGUUUUAGCAGGCGUGUUGGACAGCCCAGCAAUGAGGAGGAUGCGGAAGUUGAGAUUGCACAUUGUUGCUUUGGGUAUUUUGCUGGUGAUCGUGGUUUUCGAGGUGCGCCAUCUUUCUCAAGAUCGUCCAACUUCUACAAUACGUGACACUGAUGCGAAAGGGAAAGAAGAAGCAGAUUCGUUGAACGAGGCAAGCUCAACUGUAAUCCGAGACGUCGAGAGGCCAAAGAAUCUGGAUAACAUGGACAUGCCUAUGAGGAAAGUUGGUGGCAAAGAGGAAGCAUGUCUAAAACUCCUCCCACCAGAAGAUCUUGAUAAGAUCGAAUUACCUGAGGCAAGCUUCAGUGGAGUCAGGAUCCUAAGUUAUGUCCAUAAUAAUAUUGAUUCUAAAGAAAGUAAGGUACAAGAUAGCUCCAUGGCCAGUGCAUUUGGAGGAUAUCAAACGAUGGAUGAGAGAGCUAAGACCUUUGAGUUGAGAGAUACGAUGGUGGUGCACUGUGGAUUCUGUGAAGAAGGCAGUGGGUUCGACAUUGACUCAACCGACAAGUCGUUCAUGGAGAGCUGUAUCAUUGUUGUUGUGACCUGCACUUUCGGUGGCGGAGACGAUCUCUAUCAACCUAUUGGCAUGACGCGUUUAUCAAUCUCACGGGUUUGCUACGUUGCGUUCUGGGAUGAGGUAACUUUGGAGGCUCAGGCGAAAGAAGGAAAGGCACCAGAUCCUAUGAGUCGGAAAGUUGGCCUUUGGCGUAUUGUGAUCGUGCGAAAUCUGCCUUUUUCCGAUCAGCGACGAAAUGGAAAGAUACCCAAGCUGCUGAAUCACCGCCUCUUUCCACGAGCGAGGUACUCGAUAUGGGUGGAUUCCAAGUCUCAGUUUCGGAGGGACCCUAUUGGUGUACUAGAAGCUCUUCUAUGGAAACCGAAGGUACCUUUUGCAAUUUCAGAACAUGGGGGUCGCAGUUGUGUUUAUAAAGAAGGUGACGCUAUUGUACAGAAGCACAAAGCUCUUCCUGGAGAGGUUUCCAUCCAGCUCAAUAUGUACCGGUCUGAGGGUAUUCCAGAGCGAGCCUUAUUUCACGGUCACAAAGCAUUAGCAGAGGCAUCUGUCAUUGUCAGGGAGCAUACACCUCUUACGAAUUUGUUCAUGUGCCUCUGGUUCAAUGAAGUGAUGAGAUUCACGGCCCGUGAUCAGUUGAGCUUUCCAUAUGUGUUACUGCGAGUGCACGCUAUGCAAGUGAAUAUGUUUCCAGUUUGUACGAGGCGAGCCCUUGUGAACAGUAUCGGCCAUAAGUCGAAGGCUAAGCCUUUGAAUAUCAAGUGAUCGUAGUUUAGGUGAUGGGGAGCAAAAGAUAAAUAUUUACAGCUAGUAGAGUCAAAAUGCUGGAAAUGGACAGCAACUUGAAGUGUUUUCAUGGAGGUUUUAGUCUUUCAGUUUAUUUUUGUUUGUACGUUGGAAUUUAUCACAUGGCAUUUCGUGCAAGGUCAUUAACUGCAGUGAAGCAUAUUUGUGAUCAUCUGCGCCAUUGCAAUUUUCUCCGCAGCAGCUAGAAAUACACUUUUUUUCUUCAUAUGUUAUGGAAUGAAUCAUA
Messenger RNA from Marchantia polymorpha subsp. ruderalis, 2193 nucleotides. The record is from the annotation of a GenBank genome assembly. Lineage: Eukaryota; Viridiplantae; Streptophyta; Marchantiopsida; Marchantiales; Marchantiaceae.